Panicum hallii is the source of this 818-nucleotide messenger RNA. RefSeq lists its product as uncharacterized. The record is from RefSeq and is a predicted model, not a curated record. The transcript has 3 exons. Gene Ontology annotation, cellular component: chloroplast stroma; chloroplast thylakoid membrane. Bases 113 to 676 code for a protein of 187 amino acids. Lineage: Eukaryota; Viridiplantae; Streptophyta; Magnoliopsida; Poales; Poaceae.
GCUCGCUUCAGACAUCAGCUUAUCCCUUCGUGUGCUCGUGUCCUGACGAAUGAACACCCUCCUGCUGCUGCUCUCCUUCGGUUUGCUGUCCUGAAGGCAACUGCAAGGCAAGAUGUUGCUGACCCGUCUACCCAGCUCUUCCUGUUCGUCGACGGCGCUGCAGAGGCAUGCAUGCACCGGCAAGCCCCUCUUCCGCGGCGCCGGGUGCUGGAAGAAGCGUGAGAGGCUCCCCGGCUUCAGAGCCAGAGUGCCCGUCAAACCGCCGUGCGCCGCGGCAGGGAAGGGCGGCAUUGUCCCGGCCGGCGACGACGACGACGGGGUCAGCCUCGGCACGGUGAAGCUGCCCGGCAACAUCGACAUCGCUCGCUUCGAGAGCUUACUCUUUCAGUGGGGAAACAGCCUCUGCCAAGGCGCCACCCUGCCGCUUCCGGUGCCUCUCAAGGUGGACAAGGUCGAGGGCGGGAUCAGACUAGGGUUCAUCGCAGUGGAGGACGGCGCGACGCAGACGCUGGUUUACAUCGAUUGCCUGGUUUCUCAGGCUCCGGACGGCACCGGGCCGGUAUUCCGAGCGAUCAGGAACGGUCCAAUGAAGGACAAGGAGCCACCUGGAGAGCCCAGGAUCAUGAGAAGCCUCCUUGAGGCUCUCCAGAAGUGUAUUCAAAUUGCGCGAGUUUGAUAGUGUAAAUGGCACACGGUGAAGGGCUGCAAUUCCCUCCUCUGUAGUUACUGAGAGCCCAUUGAAUCCUGUUAUUCUAGUUCUCUCUUGAGCACUUCAAGAAACUGAAGAUAUAAAGUUACUUUGAGAAAGUUACAGGAAA